AUGGAGUCACUACCGACGACGCUCAGCUUAGCUCAGCUUAAUGCCAAGGCUCUCAAGAUGCUGGUUUGGCAGCCGGUCAGCACGGACAUGAUCAGGUUCCUGGCGAGAGCUGCCAGCAACGUUAUACAAUGCGACCCGGGGCCGAUCGCCCCGGCGGCAGGCGAAGCUUAUACCUCGGAUUACACAUCAUCUCCAAGGACGCUCCCGACACUCGAGAAGUUUAUCGAUCAGGUGGUCAGGUGUUCAAACGUCCAAGUGCCGACACUUAUGUCGUCGCUGGUCUACCUCAACCGCCUAAAAUCUAGGCUAGGUCCCCGGUCCAAGGGCCUGCCCUGCUCUGCUCACCGCAUCUUUCUCGCCUGCCUCAUCCUUUCCGCCAAGUACCUCAACGACAGCAGCCCCAAGAACAAGCACUGGGCGAACUACAGCGUCAUGUACGGCUUCGGCUUCAACCGCACUGAGGUCAACCUGAUGGAGAAGCAGCUGCUGUUUCUGCUGGACUGGGACCUGCGCAUCACCAAGGAGGAUCUCUACCGGGAGCUCGACCAUUUCUUGGCGCCCAUCCGG
Canariomyces notabilis is the source of this 567-nucleotide messenger RNA. RefSeq lists its product as uncharacterized. Gene Ontology annotation, molecular function: cyclin-dependent protein serine/threonine kinase regulator activity; protein kinase binding. The transcript has a single exon. The record is from RefSeq and is a predicted model, not a curated record. The annotation marks the transcript as partial. Gene Ontology annotation, cellular component: nucleus; cyclin-dependent protein kinase holoenzyme complex. Gene Ontology annotation, biological process: regulation of cyclin-dependent protein serine/threonine kinase activity. Lineage: Eukaryota; Fungi; Ascomycota; Sordariomycetes; Sordariales; Chaetomiaceae.